UCAAACUGUAGAGGAAGAAGAAGGCAUUGUAAUUGGAGUGGGAACUGACAGCGACUACCAAGAGCUGCUGGAUAGAGUGUUCAACAUUCUCGUUGGAAACAAUCCAGAUCUCGCUGUGAAUAGAGGAAAGAUGGUUAUGUGCCCUUCUAGGAUUCUUAGGGAGGGUACGAGGAAGACAGUAUUCGUGAACUUUAUGGAGUCAUGUAAAACGUUGCGUAGGGACCCUAAUCACGUGAUGGAUUUUUUCCUCUCUGAGAUGGCAACAAGCGGUUCAAUUGAUGGGCAGCACAGGUUGGUGAUCAAAGGAAGAUUUGCUCCGAAAUCCUUUGAGUCGAUCCUCAGGAGAUACAUCAAUGCGUAUGUCAUCUGCAAUGGAUGUAAGGGCCAUGAUACCACUAUAUCCAAGGAAAACCGUCUCUUCUUCCUUCGCUGCGAGCAGUGUGGGUCUUCAAGGUCCGUCGAUCGAAUCAAGGCUGGAUUUGUCGCACAUGUUGGUCGUCGCAAUGCCUGAACAUUGGCCAAAACUCUAGAUCGUCUACCCCGCUAUACCCAUGUGUAGACAUGUGUUUUCUUUUCCUUUUUGCAUCGCAAAUGAGUUUCAGAUUAACAGGGCUGUGACGCGGCACAUGAUGGAAUCAUGACUAAUUUUCUAGGUUUAUUAAAAGAUUGUACUAUGUGACGUGAGCAUGUCAUGGGGACAAGUUAUAGCACUAUCUACCAAUUCAAAAUGACAGAGUUUUAGUCCCUUUAAUGUUUCAAACUUUCCAUUACCUUGAUAAAACAAGACGCCAAAGAGUUGGUAUGUAUAGUACAGGCCGUGCAACAGACAGUGAGCGAAGUAGAUAAAAAAUUGUGCGCACUGGUUCCGGGUGCACUGAACUUAA
Messenger RNA from Aegilops tauschii subsp. strangulata, 884 nucleotides. Its product is annotated as eukaryotic translation initiation factor 2 subunit beta-like. The record is from RefSeq and is a predicted model, not a curated record. NCBI's taxonomy places the organism in Eukaryota, Viridiplantae, Streptophyta, Magnoliopsida, Poales, Poaceae. Gene Ontology annotation, biological process: formation of translation preinitiation complex; translational initiation. Gene Ontology annotation, cellular component: eukaryotic translation initiation factor 2 complex. Gene Ontology annotation, molecular function: mRNA binding; translation initiation factor binding; translation initiation factor activity.